UGACAAGGUUGACAGUUCAAGGAUUUUCUUUUUCACCGGGAAAUUGCAACCAUCAGCCAAGCACGAAGCAUCUUGCUCAACAAAAACUCGUUCAGUUUCUAAUGGGGCUUAACAAGGCAUACACUGCAAUUCGCAGUCAAAUCUUGUUAAUGCAAUCAUUACCAUCGGUUAAUCAUGCCUAUUCGAUGCUUGUUCAAGAGGAAUCGCAAUGAUUGCAGCUUUCUGGGGUAUCUCCGAUUUCGGAUGCGAAAGUCAUGUAUUACAAUUCCUCUUGUUCAAGAGAGUCUCGUAGGUUUGCAAGAGUCUGUGAUCAUUGUGACAUUCGGGGUUAUAAGAAGGAUAGUUGUUAUCGAUUACAUGGUUUUCCUCCUGGUUUUAAGUUCACUAAGAAGAAGCCUUCUUAUGGGAAUUUGGUUGCUAGUUCCCAACAUGUUGAGUUGGACACAGGGUCUGGUGUUGGUGGAUCCAGUGCUAUGGCUGCUAUAGUUUUUACUCGUGAGCAGUACAAUCAGCUGCUUGAGCUUUUGAAUAGGCCUCCUCCGGUCGAGCCAACAACUAAGUUGGCAGGUACUGUUUCUCAUGGUACUUCUCGUGAUUUCUUGGAUACUAGAUACAGGGGCUGCAGACCACAAGUUGUCUAUUUUUUGUAGCUUAUAAUUGCCUAUUUCAUGUGCUAAUGUGUCUCUGCUUGUUCAUCUUCCAAAUGGUAAAACAACCUCUAUUA
Messenger RNA from Hibiscus syriacus, 724 nucleotides. RefSeq lists its product as uncharacterized. Lineage: Eukaryota; Viridiplantae; Streptophyta; Magnoliopsida; Malvales; Malvaceae. The transcript has 2 exons. The coding region runs from base 255 to 650 and encodes 131 amino acids. The record is from RefSeq and is a predicted model, not a curated record.